CUCCCGCCCCGGCCCCGGCGGAGCGCGGGGGGCGGCGGAGGGGUCCCCCGCGGCCCCGGCAGCGCCGCCCCCGCUCCCGCCUCCCCGCGCUCGGAGGGCGGGGAGCGGGGCCGGCGCUGGCGGCGCCGAGAGCCCUUUGUGGCUGAAGCUGCGUUCCGCGGCGCCGCCCGCGCCGGAGCCCGAGCGGCCGAGCAGCCCCGGCCCCGCGUCCCGCGGCGAGCGGGCAGAGCCGCGGGCGGCAUGCGGGGCCCCCGCUCCGCCCCCUCCGCCGCCGCCCGCCCGCGGAGCCGCCGCUCCGGAGCCCGGCCGGCGAUGGGCAGCGCUGCCCGCUGAGCGCGGCGGGGCCGUGCGAGGCGCGGGGAUGCGGCGGGCGGCGGGCGGGCGGAGCGGGGCGCGCCCCGCGGGGCCCGAGGCAGCGCCCGGCCCCGCGCCCCCGCGCAGCGCCCGGCCCGCGGCCGUCCUGCUGCUCCUGGCCCUCACCGCGGCCGUCCUGCCGAGCGCCCGCGCCCAGCCGGGUGUCAGGCAACAGCAUGUCAAUGAUGCUCCUUCUACAGGAUCUUUUCCUAAUUGGAGAUCUAUACUAUCACCAACACGGCCUUCCACAGAAACCAAGACUCCCUCAGUAGCUGAUCUUUCUCUGGGACAGACUUUGGAGAAUGCAGACUUGCUUCAGAUGAUCAGAACCACCCUGACUGGUGCCCGUACCAGGACUUUGGAUCAGAUGCACCUGUCACCCUCCCUCUACCAAGGCAGUGGGAGCAGUGCACCCCAGGAACCCGCUGAGGUUUCAGCCGAGUCGCCUCUGAGGCCGUCGUCUCAAGAUGCAGAUGACACAGCUGCUCUAACAGUGUUAUCUGGAGUAUCUUCUGGUGCAAUACCUACAGUAGAAACUUCAGAAGCAAAACCACUAACAAGAAAAUCAUCUCCAGCUUCACCAGUGCCAGCUUCUUCCUUCUUUUCUCUAGGCACUGAAAACACCCCUUUGCCAUCCGUGAUGGCUUUAAGCACACCGAUACUGACACUAACAAAAAAUAACACUGCCACAAAACUGGCACCGGAUCUGAGCUCAGUAGGAACACAGGCAGAUUUUCCUUUUGCAACAAGAAACACGACUGCCUCACCUCUGGACAUGCCAGCUCUGCUCAUAACCCCCAAGAGCAGCACGGUCACAGCUUCCACACUCGCACCCACAGCCCACGCACCAAGGCAGAUAGAAACAACAGUAACUGACACCCAGAAGUUCCCGAGCUCAGACAUCACCAAAAGGCCAACCCCAUCCCCACUGACAAUGACAGCAGCUUUGACAUCUAUUACAGCAUCAGCGAAAACAACUAGGCUUCCCCCUCCUGCCGUGGAACUCACCCCUGCUCCUCCCGACACCACGGCAGCAGCCGCUUUCGCUAACAUGACGGCAGCUCCCUCCCUGGAUUGCCGGCUCUCUGCCAACAUGAUGGUGAAAACAGUUCUGUUUCUGAACACAAGGAGGAUGAUGAUCAGCAAUGCCUUCAGGGAGAGUGUGAGAAAAGGCCUCAACCAAGUGCUGAGACAAGCUUUCAACCAGAAUGUCAGUGCUCAGGUUGAAAUCCUGGAGCAGUCGAGUAACCUGACCGUUGGUUACUACGUCACGCGGGGCAGGCUGGUUUUCACGCCGGCUGCCGUGGCUGAGAAGCUGCUCGCCUACGGCCUCAGCAACGCCACGGCCGACAUGAAGCAGCACGUGCCACACCUGCAGGCCCUGGUGGCCCUGGCCCUGCCCUGGCAGCCCCUGCCCGCCUACCACUUCCAGCUGAAGACGGAGCUGCAGUUUGUGGGUCAAACAGACAAUAUUCAGUCUUGCAAAUUUGUUCAGACCAUGGAACAGCGGCUCCAGAGAGCAUUUCAGGAUGCUGAAAGAAAGGUCCUAAACACCAGCAACAACUUAACUGUUCAGAUUCUGAACACCUCCAAUGUCUCCCAAGCUGUCACUCUGUUUUAUGUAGUGAAAAAUCAAAGCACAACUCUAAAUGGCACUAUUUCCAGCAACCUUCUUAAUCAGCUGUCAGCUGAGCUGGUGGGUUUCUACCUCACCUACCCACCUCUCACCAUUGCUGAAUCUUUGGAGUAUCCAAACCUUGAUGUCUCGGAAUCAACUAGAGACUACUGGGUGAUAACAGUCAUCCAAGGGGUGGAUAUUGCUUUGCUGGGGCUGAACAACCAGAGCUUUGCCAGGCUGAUGGAGCAGCGCUUGGCCCCGCUCUUCAUGAUGUCCCACCAGCAGGGAAGGCGGUUCAGACGUGCCACCACCGUGGGCAGCUACACUGUGCAGAUGGUAAAAAUUCAACGUAUUCCAGGACCCAAGGAGCCAGCUGAACUGACAUAUUACACUUUAUACAAUGGGAAGCCUUUGCUGGGCACUGCAGCUGCCAAGAUUUUGAGUACAGUUGACUCGCAGAGGAUGGCCUUGACCUUGGGCUAUGUCAUCCAAGUUCAAGCUGAUCCUGUGGUGAAGAACCCCCCAAACAACCUGUGGAUCAUUGCAGCCGUGCUGGCUCCAAUCGCCGUGGUCACCGUCAUCAUCAUCAUCAUCACCGCAGUGCUGUGCAGGAAGAACAAGAACGACUUCAAACCAGACACCAUGAUGAACCUGCCUCAGAGGGCCAAGCCAGUACAAGGCUUUGACUAUGCCAAGCAACACUUGGGCCAGCAGGGAGCAGAGGAUGAGGUUUUACCUGUGACUCAGGAGACUGUCAUCCUUCCACUUCCAGUCAGAGAUGCUCCUGCCUCCCAGGAGAGGGAAACGACCCAGGAUGGGAGCACCAUCAAGACUGCCAAAUCCAACGAAACAAGGAAAAGCCGCUCCCCGAGCCAGAACGGCUCCAUCCUCAGCAAUGGGUCGGGAAAGCCCAGCUCCGGCCGGAGCUCCCUGCAGAAAGUGAUGGCACCGCAGAAAGCGGCAAAAGACGAGGGGAGGAAAAGGAACGGUGAGAAGGUGGCCGUGAGUGAUGACGAGGAAGGAGGGAUUCUCUUUGAUAACGUCGCCAAGUCUGCCGUGGACCCCUUCGACACCUCCUCAGGCUCGGUGCAGCUCAUCGCCAUCAAACCCGUGGCCCUCCCUGCUGUCCAUGCUGCUUCAGAGAGGAGCCAGGAGUCUGCCAUCAUCAAUGGGGAGGUGAACAAGGCUUUGAAGCAGAAGUCUGAUAUAGAGCACUACCGCAACAAGCUGCGCCUGAAAGCCAAGAGGAAAGGGUACUAUGAUUUCCCACAGGUUGAUAAUAGCAAGGCGCUGACAGACAGAAAAAGGAUGUAUGAGAAAAACCAGAAAGAACUUGACCACAUUUUGGAUCCAGAUGCAGAUGUCUCAUCUCCAUUUGCUGAGCCUAAGAACAGGCAGCCAUUGAAGAACUCGGUGUACAGAAGCAGGCAGUCCCUGAACAGUCCCAGCCCAGGGGAAACUGAGAUGGAUCUGCUGGUCACUCGAGAAAGGCCGAGGCGUGGCAUCCGGAACAGUGGAUAUGAUACCGAGCCUGAAAUUAUAGAAGAAACCAACAUUGACCGCGUCAACGAGCCGCGGAAUUACGGCAGGGCCCGGCAGGCCAAGGGCCACUCGGAGACGUCGACGCUGAGCUCGCAGCCGUCCAUCGACGAGGUGCGGCAGCAGAUGCACAUGCUGCUGGAGGAGGCCUUCAGCCUGGCCUCUGCUGGCCACGGGGGCCAGCCCCGGCAGGACGCCUACGGCUCGGCCCCACACCUGCCCUACUCCGAGGUGGUGACCAGUGCCCCCGGCACCAUGACCCGGCCGCGGGCGGGCGUGCAGUGGGUGCCCACCUACAGGCCAGAAAUGUACCAGUACAGCCUGCCAAGGCCCGCUUAUAGAUUUUCUCAGCUUCCUGAGAUGGUAAUGGGUUCUCCUCCCCCUCCUGUCCCUCCCAGAACGGGUCCUGUGGCUGUUGCCUCUCUCAGGAGGUCUACAUCAGAUAUUGGCAGCAAAGUGAGAAUACCUGAGUCCAGUGGAGCAGAUCAGGCCCAGCACCAUGAUCAGACACCUUUUGCACCGGGUUCGAGAGCUCCCAUGUCUGUCGGUCCACUCGAUCAAUCCGCUUUUCACUCAGGAAAUACAGUACCAGCAGUGUUUGCCAUCCCAGCAAACCGCCCUGGCUUCACAGGCUACUUCAUCCCAACUCCUCCCACUGCCUACAGGAACCAAGCCUGGAUGCCCUAUGCUGGAGAGAAUGAGUUGCCAGGGCAGUGGGCAGACUCUGUGCCCCUUCCUGGCUACAUCGAGGCUUACCCGAGGCCCCGCUACCAGCACAACUCCCCGUCCCGGCUCCCCCGGCAGUACAGCCAGCAGGGCAGCCUGCACCCCAGCCUGGAGCAGGCUCCGCUGGCCUCCGCCGCCGCCUCCCAGCAGAGCCUGGCCGACAACGACCCCUCCGACGCGCCGCUCACCAACAUCUCCACGGCUGCCCUUGUCAAGGCAAUAAGGGAAGAAGUGGCCAAGCUGGCCAAGAAGCAAACAGAUAUGUUUGAGUUCCAGGUCUAAUAUAUCUUCUGUGCACGGUGUUUGUGUCUUGCGACCUGGGGUAGCCAAGGAAGCAACUCCUUUAGUUUUCGGCUACAAACUUUCUAUGAAUUGUGCCAAAGCGAUGGCAUUUUAAUCUGUCUGAAAAGUCAACACUAUGAAAUGACUUAAAGCAGAGCAACGGGGCUCUGAAGACAUGAAAUUCCGCUUUCCAGCUAAGGAAAAGCUGCCAGGAAACUGUUUCACACUGAUGAGAUCAACCAUAUGCAAUUGUUUGUCACUUUGCUCUUGUAUUAUGAUCCAUCCUCACUAAAGAUGCUGCUGAACAUGUCUGUGCCACAAGAAGUUUCAUUUACAGGCCCAGAGGCAGAGCUGCUGAAAAUAACUUCUGCAUGCCAAAACUUUGAUCAGAGAAGAAAAAAACCUGCAGAACAAGGUUUGCUGAAGGCCACGGCUGGCGUGGCAGUGGCUGUGUUAAUUGUUUGCUGUGGGACAUUGUAUAAAGGGUGCUGAUUUCAGCCAUGCAGAGUCAUUUCAGCUUUUUCACCCAGAGACUGUAUUCAAACCAAAAGAAUUCAACAUGAUUAAGUAAUACAAAUAAAAGUCCUGUAAAUAGCUCCGAGUCUCUUCAUCCUAUUAACAGUGCAAAGAAGUGAAAGAAAAGAGGACUGUGGAGAAGGUGAAUGACAUUUCCAUGAUUGGUGGCUACCUUGUCAUUCAGUGCCACUGAUGAAUUAUGGAGGAGACUUUUUUUUUUCAGCGUGAAAGAAUACAAUGCAUGAAGAGCCAGCAAAGGAUAUUGGUGCUAAAAGCUUCCCAGAGAAAUGAAAAAAGGUUAUUCCUGUUUGCUCUAUAAUCGGGCUUUUCACUCUGAAUGCAUGUGAAGUGGGUAAACCUGAGACCUUUAAAUCCUUCCAAUCUGGAAAAAUGAAUACACCUGCUUGGACAAGGAAACCUCUGUUCAACACAGUGCUUUUUUCCUCUUUCUUUAACAAUGCUAUCUACUAAAGUGAUGCCAGAAAGUGCUACUUGAAGCUGCAGUUGAUUUUGAUUGCGCUGGCACGGUGAAUGCACACCCAGGAAGUUCUGAAUGUAGAGGACCUAAUUACUAUAAUUAACAUGUAAAUAAGUUAGCAGCUACAUGGAUUAACAAAAAUAUGAAUGUUCUGUGAAAAAGGGAGCAUUGCCAGAAAUGAUGUUGACUUUAUAUUGUGCAAGAUAAAGGUCACUGAUUGUUAACACUGCGUUGUGGUAGGAAUCCAAUCCCAAAAGAAAAUCAAACCCCUUGGGAUGGGACGGUAGUUAAUAUUUUGCAGUUGUACAAACUAGUUGGAGAUCAUGAACAGUUGUUUUCAGUUCCUUCAGCAAUUAGCUUCAGGAACUGAAGUUGUUGCAAAAUAUGUUGUGUUGGGUGUGUUUGAUGUCAACUGGAGUUAAUGUCCUUCAUUUCAGUGGGUUAUUUAGUUAUCCUCAGUUACAAUUUUGUCCGAUCAUUUCAUUUCCCUGAGUUUCUUUGGUCUUAACUGAUGUGAGAAAGGGAACUUGGUUUAGCUUUUUGGCCAUCAGUAAAUUGAGAGAAGGAGAGAGAAGACAAGAAUAGGAGAUAGAAGAAGAAAUUGAUGAAGCACAAACUUUUAAAGCAGAGCUAUUUUCCCCCCAAGAAUUAUAUUAUAAACCCUGAGACUGUGAUGCGUAAUUAUCCUAGAAUAUACAGACAUCCUCUGCUCCAAUACCUUAAAUAUUGCAGAAGUGUUUGGAAUGCUAGCUAAUCUUUCAACAAAUGUGAAAUUUCAUUUUUAUUAUUUAAAAUCAGAUAUAAAUAAAAUGUAUUUUUGUAAUUUCUAUGUAUAUAUGUGCUGUAUAUUUAUAUAAGUGACUAGUCUGCUAUAGUCAGAAAAUUUCCAUAAACUAAGUGGAAAAAGAAAAAAAAAUGAAAGAAAGAAUAAGCCCCUGGUAAUUUUACUGAUCAGUAUAAACAUGCUGUGUCUGGAGUAAACAAAUAUACAAUUGGGUGACUUGGAUACUAAGCAACCAAAGAAACUCAAUUUUUCAUAUAAAUACAAGUCUAGUAGAGGCUGACUGCUGUCUCAGUUACCAGUCAGCCAGGUAAUACUGAAAUUAUCAGUGUAAUACAACACAGCCAAAUUGGGUUUAAUGAAUAGCUGGUUAAGAGCAUCACACUUUAGAAUAACAACUGAAAAAUACUGGGCCAAACUCAGUGUACCACAGAAAGACAGGUUCUGGUUGGCUUCAGUGGGAAUUUCACUCACUGAGAGCAGGGUUUAGUUUCUCUAUUGGGCUUUGUCUAUAAAAGAAAUUUCACUAGAUCCCUCAAACAGAAUUCUGUUUAUUUUUCAGCCAUUUGGAUCACUGUAACAUGAGUGCAGACAUAAUGGAAGAGCAGCUGAUUUUAUUUAGCCUAAGCUAGUUCACAGCUGGCUUGAGCUAACCUGAGAAGUGAAACCUACACCAGGUUGUGCCAGCCACAUUCUGCAUCAGCUUUAUUAUCUCAGUUUUUGAACCAUUCCUCUAUGUAGCCCAGUGGAAUUUUGCAAGUAGAUGGGCCCUUCUAAGCAAUGGGGGUGAAGGGUGCUGUGUAAUCAAUUUCUCUAGCUUAGACUCCAGUUUUGCAGAGUUCUCCUGAGGCUGAAAUUAUGCAAGCAGCCACGAUCCCAUGGAUGAGCACGCUGAAGCCAUAGAGGUGGGAAGGGUAAUGUAACAAUGUAUUCCCAAAAAAGUCACAGGAAGCAGGGCAUUCCAGUUUAAACAGCAUCUUUUGGACACUUAACUCUGUUUGUAAGUCUGUUCCCAUUCUUAAAUUGUAGCAAUUUAAUAGUUCUAGUAAAAAUGUGUGAGGAUAAAGUCUCAUACAUAUUACACAAUGAAUCUUGUAUCUUGCCAUAGUGGAAACUAAAAAUUUUGGAAAAUACAGAGAUGUCCAGGGUUUGGAUGUCUGUAGAAAAUGUAAAACCCCUGAACAAAAGCAUUUAAAUAGCCUUCUAGAAAGAAAAACCAUUUCAGUAUAGUUAAACAAAGUACUCUUCAUACUUCUGAUGAAGACCUGUUAGAGAUUCAAAAUUUAUUUUGUUUGGUAUUAUUAUGGAUGAUGUGCAGUCUACUGAAUAUUUCCUGAACCAUCACUCUGAAACCAUUGUGGUGCACUUUAUUCAGAAAACCAUCUUACAUUCUUCAUUCAUGAUGCCUUUUUAUCCUGUUUGUAAUAUGUUUCUGUAAUUUUUUUUUUAAGUAUCAAGUAAGAUUAUAUCAAGACAGUUAGGACAUUGCUGGGAAAGAAAAAUCAUGCUGUAAUAUUUAUACUGUCUGAGCACAAAGCAAUGAUAAAGUGAAAAUAUAGUGUACAAAUAAUUUGUAAUAUAAUAAACAUUUUGUAUGGCUACAAGUACAAUAUAGUUUUUCAAUACUGAUUUCAAAGAAGAAAAUAUUUGUGUUUAAAGUUAUAACCUUGUCCAGAUAUAUCCAUACCAUUUUUACUGAGAAAAAAGCAGCAAUUUAGCUUUUUCUACUCAAUGCCUCAAUUUUCUUUAAAGAUAUGUUAAAUGUUUAGGUGAAAGUACUGUUUACUGUGUACACAAAAUGUUGAUGUUCUGACCAUUGUCUGUCUUCAGGUUUGUAAAUCAUCAGUAGAAACAGCUGCAAAUGAAACAAAAAAAGAAUUCAUUCUUGGUAUGUGUGUCCUGACCACUUUCACUUGGAAAACCACUUGUGACAUUUAUUAGCAUCAGUAGAACAGUAACUUCAAAAGGAUAAAAGGGAACUUGUUGGCAGUCAUUUCUUGGCUUGUUGGCAGCCAUUUCUUGACAUAUAAUCUGUGUUGGAGAGAAGCUCUAGCACUCAGUCUGGAAAUAUGAGUAAUAUUUGUAUGUCAUAAUACCAGGAGUAGAACUUGAUAGAAGUGCAUGCAAGCCCUAUAUAUAGAAAUGAGGAUAUUAACUUGCACAGUGAUAAUUUCUUUUUCAGACUCUCUUUGAAAGAGACACAUAAGAAGUGUAAGGUAAAAGUGAGAGGCAGGUAGAAAAUGCAACAUGGGGUUGAGUGGCAGAAUUAUUUUGUUUAAGGGCUGAUAUGUACCAAGCUGCCCACAGUUUCCAUGACAUUUCAAGAUGUCUGAUGUUAAAGAAUUAAUCACAUUUUAAUGUAUGUUUUUUGAGCCCUGUAUUACCAGUAGAAGAGCUGACUGCCAGCUUCUAGAAGUCUGAGGGAGCUUGAAAGCAGCAAGUUUUCUGAGCUCACUGCAUUUUGCUGUCCCUGUUCAUCCUGUGCACGUCCCAGCAGUUCCAAACUCUCUGUCCAACCGGUUAUUGUCCUGCUCUUGCAUUUCUUAUACAUUAACAAAUCCCAGUGGCUUCCCAGCCCCCACUGACAUGAAAUGGCAGAGGGAGAGGGAUCUUGCAUGUCACUCAUACCUACUAGAAAAUGCAGCUUUCCCUUCAUGGGUUAAUUUUUAACUCCAGGGAUGAGCCACAGAUUUCUUUUUUGUUUAUCAAAAUAAUUCAAAGUUGUUGUUUGUUGUUUUUUUUUUUUCUCAUUUUUAAGAAGAAGAAUACUCUUUGAGAAUUUUUUUUUUAACUUCUGCCUUUCUCUCAGAAAUAAAUAAUACAAAACUCUACUUGUGGAAAUGAGAUUUAUAUAUAGAUGAGUAAAGAAAGUGCAUACUGACUUGCUCUUUAAAAAUAUUUCAAGAUGGCCAAGUCACAAAGGCAAAUACUGCAGAAUCUCUCCUGAGAAAAACUGCAUUGCACAAAGUGGUUUAGGUCCUGGUUGUAAAAAUAGUUGAAAUGCCCCCAAAUCAUACAACAUUUCAUGCUUUUAAAAUCACCUUAAGACCAUAUUCUUAUGAAUACUGUAUCAUAUUCAUGCGUAUCUAUAUAUCUGUGAGUCAAAAAUAUUUUUUUCAAAACUGGUUCUAUUUGUCCAUCAGUUUGUCCCCAUCCAUUUCUGGUUCCUUAAGGGGUACAGAGGCAGUAAUGAAGAAAUAAAUCUCAGAGUUGUUUUGUCAUGAAGCUCAUGAAAAAUGAGAAAUGGGCUUUAAAUAGUUAGGUGGUCAAAUGUAUAGUAGAUGUCUUGAAAAUAAUUACAAGUAUCAUGAAGAGAUGUUUCAGGAAUUAGAUUUUAUUUUUAUUUUUUUGCAUUUGUUAAAAAUAAUGGUUUUUUUAGGAAAUCUGACUUCAUGAAUUUCCCACACUCAAUUCAUACCCAAGGAGUAAAUUGUUACUAUAUUGCAUUCUGUAAAUAAUUUUGUAACUUUAGAAAGUCACAUUUACCCACUGGGCAAUAAUGGGUGCAAAGGACUGUAAAUCACAAAGCAAGGUGAUUCCACUGAGUACAAUAUUUAGAGAGCAGGUGAAUUUCUCUUCCAGAGUAUUCUCUCCUCACUGGAGCCCUGAGCAUUUCUGUGCUCUGUAAACCAGCCCAAACACCAUAACAAACUGUGGCAUCAGUUAAGGCCGUCUGGCGAGGAGAUCUGGAUGUAAGUAAAAUUGAAGUUUAUUCUUUAUCCCUGUCCUUAUCUCAUACUCUCCAUACUGCACUGAGGAAAAAACCUGAAUACUUUAUUUUCAAACAAACAAAUUUUAAUAUUUCCUUCUGUGACAGAUAGACUGGGAAGGCUUUUUCAUUUCACUUCUGCAAGCUGUGUUCAACGUCAUGCUUGAUAGAAAAAAAUGAGAGUGAAGCCAAGGAUUUUGGAAAAUAUGACAGAACCCACCUUGCUGAGGCUCAAAUUUUGAUGCAGGAUUUAGCAGCCCAACAGAAACUGCUCAGGCCUAACAAAAGGGCAGUUCUUUGGAUUCAUCAGAAACCAUGUUUGUCCAGCACAGAUAUUCCUAUGCUUUUUGACUUUUUAUUUUCAUUUGAUGUCUUCCCUGUCGUCGCUGUGCACUCUGAAUUUGAGUUUUACAUGGUGUACACAAAGAAGUGCACUCUUUACCUCGCUGAUACCUGGUGUGGCAGAAGCAGUAACCAACACAGGAGAGAAUUUUUAAACAGCCUUGGCACUGCGUGGCCUCAGCCCACGGUGUGCUUUGUGUGCUCUCCUAUUAGUGCUAAGGCAAACCACAGCUGUAGGUGACAUUUUCUGCUGCAAUUACUGGCAAAACACCUGCUCCCUUCAAGGAGAACAGGGCUGAGCCAGUAACCCCCCCUUAAAUUAGCCAUCACUGGUGUCCUAAAACUGUGCCAGGAGAGGAAGAAUGCUGUCUGGUUAUGGGUGGCUGGAAAUUGGGAGAUGGAAGGUCAGUUUGCUCUUCUUCAGGUUGUUGGGUUGGUCCAAAAUGUGACUGUGCCUCAGUGUCCCAUCUGUAGAGGUGAAGGAACUGCCUCUCCUCACUGCUCUGCUGAAACUCAAACCUGGACUGCAGUGGCUACUUUAAUAAGAAGCACCAUUUAUUACUUCAUGGAGCUUUGGGAAUUGUUCAGGACUAUAAAGUACAUAUUCUUAUGGUAGCAUUUCAAUAAAUGUGAAUUUACAAGGGAAAAGAAAACACCUCUUGAAAAUAUUUCAGUAUGUUCUAGGAAGCCUUUCCAAUAACAACCUCUACACUUUUUUACAGAGAUUUACAGAAUUUAUAUCAAUAAACAGUCUCACUUCCCAGGCAACAGAUCUCACUUUCCAAGGAAAUGAACUUUUCUUACGUCUUUGAAUUAUGGAAAGGACUAGCUCUGCAUGAUUACAAAAAUCCAUGUUAUCUUUGGUGUUCACAGCUUGAUUCAACUGAAUUGUAAUGGCUGUGUCUGUGAAACUUGCUCAAAAUUUAUGAGUGUUUCAGCUGUAAGUGGGAAAAUUAAUUUUCUGAAGCUGCAACAUUGAGAGCAAAUUUAAAACUGAGUCUAGGGAUUAAAUCGAGAGAAUAAGAAAUAAAUAAAAUUUUAUACUAUGCAAUCAGAAGGAAAAUCUCCAAGACCUGUUACUUAAAACUACAUGCUGAUGGUAGAAUUCUACAUAUGACUGAAAAGGGGGGAUUUAAAAUGUUCUGGGUCAUUACCAAAUUCCUAUGUUUUUACUCUGAGCCAUAGGGUGAUUCUAGAAAUAAAGCUUAUGAGUACAUAGAAUAGUUCCUUUCAUGUUAGUGGCUAUAGCUUAGCUGAAGUUGUACACGUGUUUUCCUUGGCAACUUUGCACAUGAAAUAAAAUAUGUCUUAAAA
This is a messenger RNA of Motacilla alba alba, 11659 nucleotides long. RefSeq names its product KIAA1549 like. Bases 362 to 4519 code for a protein of 1385 amino acids. The transcript is spliced from 21 exons. Lineage: Eukaryota; Metazoa; Chordata; Aves; Passeriformes; Motacillidae. The record is from RefSeq and is a predicted model, not a curated record.